Molecule: messenger RNA, 9681 nt
Organism: Nerophis ophidion (straightnose pipefish)
Lineage: Eukaryota; Metazoa; Chordata; Actinopteri; Syngnathiformes; Syngnathidae
Gene: adra2db
Product: adrenergic, alpha-2D-, receptor b
Exons: 1
Coding region: 294-1547 (417 amino acids)
Biological process (GO): platelet activation; regulation of vasoconstriction; regulation of smooth muscle contraction
Cellular component (GO): membrane
Molecular function (GO): alpha2-adrenergic receptor activity
Source: RefSeq, a predicted model, not a curated record
CUCUGCUCUUUUUAAGUUCAGACACGGGCUGGUCCUCGGAGUGACGUCACCCUCCAAAGAGACGCCUGGCACCGGAGCGCGCGGGCAGCAUUACGCGCGGAGCUCUGACGCCGCCACAAGCCGCUCUGGCGUCCACGAUGCAUCCGGAACUUCUCCGCCGCAUCGGGACUUUACGCAAGUCUUGCGCUUUUUUUUUUUGAGCCGCAUUACGCGCGGUUAGACCUGGUCCGGCUUGGAGGAGACUAGGAGGACCCGCGCACCAACAUGACGCGCCGGGGAACAUUUGAGCCACGAUGGAUGCCGGUGAGCUAAACGCCUUGUUGGAGAAUGUCUCCCGGGACUCGAACAUCACGGACGCGCCGCCUCUGCCGCCUCUGCCGCCUUUGCCGCCUCUGCCGCACUCGGCGCCGGCGGCGGUGCUCAUCAUCCUGGUCGUGGCCGCCGUCAUCUCCGUCACCAUCGUGGGGAACGUGUUGGUGAUCGUGGCGGUGCUGACCAGCCGAGCCUUGCGCGCGCCGCAGAACCUCUUCCUGGUGUCCCUGGCCUCGGCGGACAUCCUGGUGGCCACGCUGGUCAUCCCCUUCUCGCUGGUCAACGAGGUGAUGGGCUACUGGUACUUCGGCAGCACCUGGUGCGCCUUCUACCUGGCGCUGGACGUGCUGUUCUGCACCUCCUCCAUCGUGCACCUGUGCGCCAUCAGCCUGGACCGCUACUGGUCCGUGACCAAGGCGGUGAGCUACAACCUGAAGAGGACGCCCCGGCGCAUCAAGUCCAUGAUCGCGGUGGUGUGGCUGAUCUCGGCGGUCAUCUCCUUCCCGCCUCUCCUCAUGACCAAGCACGACGAGCGGGAGUGUCUCCUCAACGACGAGACCUGGUACAUCCUCUCCUCCUGCCUGGUGUCCUUCUUCGCCCCGGGCCUGAUCAUGAUCCUGGUCUACUGCAAGAUCUACAAGGUGGCCAAGCAGCGCUCGUCCACGGUCUUCGUGGCCAAGAACGGCCUGGAGAGGCAGCCCUCCCAGUCCGAGACCUGCUUCGUCCGCCAGGACCGCUUCGAGACGGAGAGUCCCAGCAGCCAGAGCUCCGGCGGCCACCCGCGGAGACGCGGCGAGCUGGACGACAUCGACCUGGAGGAGAGCUGCUGCGCGGCGGACACCAAAGCCCGCGGCCAUCGCCUCGGCCGGCGCGGGAAAGCGGAGAACUCCCGCGUGUCUUGGGCGUCUUCCCGCGCGUACCCGGAGCUCCAGAAGCAGGCGGCGCGCCAGCACGUCGACAAGACCAAAGUGGCGCAGAUGCGAGAGAAGCGCUUCACUUUCGUCCUGGCGGUGGUGAUGGGGGUCUUCGUGCUGUGCUGGUUCCCCUUCUUCUUCACCUACAGCCUGCACGCCGUCUGCCGGGACAGCUGCUACAUCCCCGGCGCGCUCUUCAACGUCUUCUUCUGGAUCGGCUACUGCAACAGCUCCGUCAACCCCAUCAUCUACACCAUCUUCAACAGGGAUUUCAGAAAAGCCUUCAAGAAAAUCGUCUGGCCGACCUCCGGGCGCACAUGAAGCACCCAGCUUCUUUCUUUUUCAAUGGGAGGAAUUAAGGGGAGAUUAUUAGAACUCGACCUGGAGCUGCUUAUUUCUAAAGUGACUUUAGGAACAAUGCACGUUGUGUGCAGAUCAGAAUGGAAGAACAACUAAAAUAUACUUUUUAAUUACCAACUGGAAGUUGCACACACUAAACAAUGAUGGGUUAUUUUGAUAACUCAAUUUAUAAGUCGCCAUAGUUUAUUUAUAAAGCCCUUAAUGACAAGUGUCUCAAAGGGCUGCACAAGCCACACAUCCAAUCCCAAAUCAGGGCAAGAAAAAACUCUACACAAUGGGAGAAAAAAUGCUUGUAAAAAGAAUAUAUUAUAUAGAAAAAAACAACAAAAAAAACAUUUUAAUUACCAUCUGGAACUUGCACACACUAAACAAUGCUGGGUUAUGUUGAUAACUCAAUUUAUGAGUCGCCAUUGUUGGGUUCAAGCAAUCACAGUUUAUUUAUAAAGCCCUUAAUAACAAGUGUCUCAAAGGGCUGCACAAGCCACACAUCCAAUCCCAAAUCAGGGCAAGGAAAAACUCUACUCAAUGGGAGAAAAAAUGCUUGUAAAAAGAAUAUAUUAUAUAUAAAAGUUAUAAAACAAAGAACUACAGAGGCAGAAAAUAAGCACAAAAAGUAUAAAAACAGCAAACAUAUUACGAACAUGUAGGAAAUAAUAUUACAUUCAAAUAUUAGACAGGCACAAAAUCAACAUGGGGCAUCAUCAAUAGAAAUAUCAAAAAUGGCUCUAAAAGGGUUUACUUUACCCCCAAUACUUCUCAGACGGAAAAACAUAAAUAAUGACAACAUGAAAGCCUUCUAGAAAAUUGUUUGGUUAUUUCUAAUGUGACUUUCGGAACAAUGGACGUUGUGUACAGAUCAUAAUGUAAGAAAAACCAAAAAACUUUUUAUUUACCACCUGGAACUUGCACACACUAAACAAUGCUGGGUUAUUCCGAUAACUCAAUUUAUAAGUAGUGAUUGUUGGGUUCAAGCAAUCAAAGUUUAUUUAUAAAUCCCUUAAUGACAAGUGUCUCAAAGGGCUGCACAAGCCACACAUCCAAUCCCAAAUCAGGGCAAGAAAAAACUCUACACAAUGGGAGAACAAAUGCUUGUAAAAAGAACAUAUUAUAUAUAAAAUUUAUAAAACAAAGAACUGCAGAGGCAGAAAAUAAGCACAAAAAGUAUAAAAACAGCAAACAUAUUACGAACACGUAGGAAAUAAUAUUACAGUCAAAUAUUAGACAGGCACACAAUCAACAUGGGGCAUCAUCAAUAGAAAUAUUAAAACUGGCGCUAAAAGGGUUUACUUUACCCCCAAUACUUCUCAGACGGAACAACAUAAAUAAUGACAACAUGAAAGCCUUCUAGAAAAUGGUUCGGUUAUUUCUAACGUGACUUUCGGAACAAUGGACGUUGUGUACAGAUCAGAAUGUAAGAAAAACCAAAAAACUUUUUAUUUACCACCUGGAACUUGCACACACUAAACAAUGCUGGGUUAUUCCGAUAACUCAAUUUAUAAGUAGUGAUUGUUGGGUUCAAGCAAUCAAAGUUUAUUUAUAAAGCCUUAAUAACAAGUGUCUCAAAGGGCUGCACAAGCCACACAUCCAAUCCCAAAUCAGGGCAAGGAAAAACUCUACACAAUGGGAGGACAAAUGCUUGUAAAAAGAAUAUAUUAUAUAUAAAAGUUAUAAAACAAAGAACUACAGAGGCAGUAAAUAAGCACAAAAAGUAUAAAAACAGCUAACAUAUUACGAACAUGUAGGAAAUAAUAUUACAGUCAAAUAUUAGACAGGCACAAAAUCAACAUGGGGCAUCAUCAAUAGAAAUAUCAAAAAUGGCUCUAAAAGGGUUUACUUUACCCCCAAUACUUCUCAGACGGAAAAACAUAAAUAAUGACAACAUGAAAGCCUUCUAGAAAAUGGUUCGGUUAUUUCUAACGUGACUUUCGGAACAAUGGACGUUGUGUACAGAUCAUAAUGUAAAAAAAAAACAUUUUAAUCACCAACUGGAACCUGCACACACUAAAAAAUGCUGGGUUAUUUUGAUGAAACCAAUUUAUGAGUUGCAAGUGUUGGCUUCAAUGAAUAAAUAAAAGUUUACUUAUAUAGACCUCAAUCACAAGUGUCUCAAAGGACUGCACAUGCCACAAAGACACCAGGGCAAGGAAAAACUCAACCAAAUGGGCAAGACAUUAAAAAAUGCUUGAAAAAAGAAUAUAUUAUAUAGAAAAGUUGUAAAACAAAAGACUACAGAGGCAGUAAAUAAGCACAAAAAGUAUAAAAACAGCUAACAUAUUACGAACAUGUAGGAAAUAAUAUUACAGUCAAAUAUUAGACAGGCACAAAAUCAACAUGGGGCAUCGUCAAUAGAAAUAUCAAAAAUGGCUCUAAAAGGGUUUACUUUACCCCCAAUACUUCUCAGACGGAAAAACAUAAAUAAUGACAACAUGAAAGCCUUCUAGAAAAUCAUUUGGUUAUUUCUAAUGUGACUUUCGGAACAAUGGACGUUGUGUACAGAUCAUAAUGUAAGAAACAACAUUUUAAUUACCUACUGGAACAUGCACACACUAAAAAAUGCUGGGUUAUUUUGAUAACUCAAUUAAUGAGUCGCCAUUGUUGGGUUCAAGCAAUCAAAGUUUAUUUAUAAAGCCCUUAAUAACAAGUGUCUCAAAGGGCUGCACAAGCCACACAUCCAAUCCCAAAUCAGGGCAAGAGAAAACUCUACACAAUGGGAGAACAAAUGCUUGUAAAAAGAACAUAUUAUAUAUAAAAUUUAUAAAACAAAGAACUGCAGAGGCAGAAAAUAAGCACAAAAAGUAUAAAAACAGCUAACAUAUUACGAACAUGUAGGAAAUAAUAUUACAGUCAAAUAUUAGACAGGCACACAAUCAACAUGGGGCAUCAUCAAUAGAAAUAUUAAAACUGGCACUAAAAGGGUUUACUUUACCCCCAAUACUUCUCAGAUGGAAAAACAUAAAUAAUGACAACAUGAAAGCCUUCUAGAAAAUUGUUUGGUUAUUUCUAAUGUGACUUUCGGAACAAUGGACGUUGUGUACAGAUCAUAAUGUAAGAAACAACAUUUUAAUCACCAACUGGAACAUGCACACACUAAAAAAUGCUGGGUUAUUUUGAUGAAACCAAUUUAUGAGUUGCAAGUGUUGGCUUCAAUCAAUGAAUAAAAGUUGACUUAUAUAGACCUCAAUCACAAGUGUCUCAAAGGACUGCACAUGCCACAAAGACAUCAGGGCAAGGAAAAACUCAACCCAAUGCUCGAGACAUUAAAACAUACUUGUAAAAAGAAUAUAUUAUAUAGAAAAUAUAUUAUGUAGAAAAGUUCUAAAACAAAGAACUACAGAGGCAGAAAAUAAGCACAAAAAGUAUAAAACAAGCUAACAUGUAGAAAAUAAUAUUAAAGUCAAUUGUUUGACAGGAACAGCAUUUCUUAAUCAAACCUUGAUUAUUAGACAGGAACAAAAUGAAUAUGGGAGCAACAUGGGGCGUCAUCACUAGCAUUAUUAAAAUGGCAAUAAGAGGAAUUACCCCAAAUACUAAUAAAACGGAAACAUAAAUAAUGACAAGAUGAAAGCCUUCAAGACAAUAGUUUGUCUGACCUCCAGGCGCUCAUAAACAACAACUGGGGAGGCCGAUCUGCUUCCCCUCGGCUUUCUAUUUCUAUGGAAGGAAUUAGGGGGAUUUUAUUCAACACGGCCUAGAGCGGAUUAUUUCUAAUGUGACUUUCGGAACAAUGCAAGUUGUGUACGGAUCAUGACGUAAUAAAAAACAAAAAAACAUUUUAAUUACCAUCUGGAACAUGCACGCACUAAAAAAUGCUGGGUUACUUUGAUAACUCAAUUUAUAAAUUCCGAGUGUUCAAUCAAUCAAUCUAUCAAAGUGUAUUUAUAUAAUCCUUAAUCACAAGUGUCUCAAAGGGCUGCACAAGCCAAAAAGACAUCCUCGGCUCCGAUCCUACAUCAGGCCAAGGAAAAACUCCACCCAAAUGCUUGUAAAAAGAAUAUAUUAUCUAGAAAAGUUGUAAAACAAAGAAGUACAGAGGCAGAAAAUAAGCACAACAAGUUUAAAACAAGCUAACGAGCAUUUAUUACCAACAUAACAUUACAGUCAAUUAUUAGGCAGGAACAAAAUCAAUACGAAAGCAACAUGGGGCAUCAUCAAUAACCUUAUUAAAAAUGGCACUAAUAGGGAUUAUCCCCCAAUACUUCUCAGACGGAAACAUAAAUAAUGACAACAUGAAGGAGGUAGUUGAAGGCUUCAAGAAUUACUUUGUUAACCCUCCUGUCAUUUUCAUAUUGUUGUUACUCAGCCAGCGUUUGUGGGUCUGAACAUGUUGACCUUAUCCCAAUAAACAUCUGUUCAGUAUUUUAACAUAAAAGUGUUUGAUUAUGAGGCAUUAAAAGCCACAAAAUGCAACGGGUCCACCAGACCCACAAACGCCGGUUGAGUAACAACAAUAUGAACAAUGCACGGAAAAUUUCCCCGCCAGUUUCUGCAUCCCACACGGAUUCUUCUUUUGUGUUUCUGCACCUGCGGUUCCCACACAAGGUUGCAAUAUUGUUUGUCAACACGGUCUGCUCUCAUUUUCUCGCACAUUUGACCCUCUGAUGUUCUGUGUACCUACACUUUGUCCUCCUCCUGUCUAGGCCUGCUGUGUGUGUGUGUGUUUGUGUGCGUGUGCGUGUGUGUGUGUGUGUGUGUGUGUGUGUGUGUGUGUGUGUGUGUGUGUGUGUGUGUGUGUGCGUGUGCGUGUGCGUGUGUGUGUGUGUGUGUGUGUGUGUGUGUGUGUGUGUGCGUGUGUGUGUGUGUGUGUGUGUGUGUGGUACACAGGACAUCGAUUCCCACACUUCUAUUAGCCCCGAACUUCUUAUAUGUAAUAUAAAUAUGUAGGGGGGUGUAUGGUGUGUGGUCAUUAAAUAUGUAUUCUGAUAUUUUCUUCAUAGAAAAAUGUGAAAAAUUAAUUUAUUUUAGAAUUUUUCUUUUAUUCAAAAAUUGAAAUGGGUCCCACAAACCCGAACACCAUACAAUUCAACCCAGAAUUGGGUUUAAUUAUGGAGUUAUUUUUAUGGAGAGCAAUCCAUUUUUUUGCGUUGUAAGGCUAUUAUUUCAACUCAGUUUCUGGGUUUUCAAAACCAUGAACCAUUUAUGGGUUGUUUCUCAAUAAGUAAUGCAUUUUUGGGUAAAAGGCUUUUUUUUUUUAAUUAAAAAGUAACUUUAUUAUUAUUAUCAUUAUCAUUAUUAUUAUUAUUAUUUAUUUACAAUCACACAACUUAUGUACAUGAAAAUAUACGAGCAUGCUGUAUAGGACUACGAUGACCAUACACCGUAAUUCUUGUAAAAAAAAAAUGUCACUUAUAUCUUGCUUUUAGGUCUAUUUUCAAUGGAAUAACAAUUAUUUUGAUCAGUAUUUGGGAAGGAGUAAGACAAACCAGCAGGAAAAUGUAGAUUUUUUACCCAACUGUUGGAUGAAGGGGCACUAAAUUGCGCAACCCAACUGUUGGGUUUGGUAUAACCCAACACUGUAGUGAACAUAACUCAGCUUUUGUGUUAAAUAAUUUCAACCCAAUAGUUGGGUUAUGAAUCAACCAACAUUGAGUUAGCAUAGCUCACCUUUUUGGGUUAAAUAAUUCAGCCCAAUAGUUUGGUCGGGAAUAACCCAACAUUAAGUUAUCCUAAAUCAUCUUCUGGGUUAAAUAAUUCAACCCAAUAGUGUGGUUGGGAAUAACCCAACAUUAAGUUAUCAUAAAUCAACCUUUGGGUUAAAAAUUUCAACCCAAUACUUUGGUUGGGUACAACCCAACUUUAGGUUAUCAUAAAUCAACCUUUGGGUAAAAUAAUUCAACCCAAUAGUUUGGUUGGUAUUAACCCAACAUUAUGUUAUCAUAAAUCAACUUUUGGGUUAAAUAAUUCAAUGCAAUAGUUUGGUUGGGAAUAACCCAACAUUAAGUUAUCAUAAAUAAACUUUUGGGUUAAAUAAUUUAACCCAAUAGUUUUGUUGGGAAUAACCCAACAUUAAGUUAUCAUAAAUCAACCUUUGGGUUAAAAAUUUCAACCCAAUACUUUGGUUGGUAUUAACCCAACUUUAGGUUAUCAUAAAUUAACUUUUGGGUUAAAUAAUUCAACCCAAUAGUUUGGUUGGUAUUAACCCAACAUUAUGUUAUCAUAAAUCAACUUUAGGGUUAAAUAAUUCAAUGCAAUAGUUUGGUUGGGAAUAACCCAACAUUAAGUUAUCAUAAAUAAACUUUUGGGUUAAAUAAUUAAACAUAAUAGUUUGGUUGGGAAUAACCCAACAUUAAGUUAUCAUAAAUGAACCUUUGAGUAAAAUAUUCAACGCAAUAGUUUGGUUGGGUAUAACCCAACAUUAAAUUAUCAUGAUUUAACUUUUGGGUUAAAUAAUUCAACAUAAUAGUUUGGUUGGGAAUAACCCAACAUUAAAUUAUCAUAAAUCAACUUCUGGGCUAAAUAAUUCAACCCAAUAGUUUGGUUGGGAAUAACCCAAUAUUUAGUUAACAUAAAUCAACUUUCGGGUUAAAUAAUUCAACACAAUAGUUUGGUUGGGAAUAACCCAACAUUAAGUUAUCAUAAAUCAACCUUUGGGUAAAAUAUUCAACGCAACAGUUUGGUUGGGUAUAACCCAACAUUAAAUUAUCAUAACUUAACUUUUGGGUUAAAUAAUUCAACGCAAUAGUUUGGUUGGGAAUAACCCAACAUUGAGUUAUCAUAAAUCAACUUUUGGGUUAAAUGAUUCGACGCAAUGGUUUGGUUGGGAAUAACCCAACAUUAAAUUAUCAUAAAUCAUUUUCUGGGUUAAGUAAUUCAGCCCAAUAGUUGGUUUGGGAGUAACCCAACAUUAAGUUAUCAUAAAUCAACCUUUGGGUUAAAAAAUUCAACCCAAUACUUUGGUUGAGAACAACCCAACUUUAGGUUAUUAUAAAUUAACUUUUGGGUUAAAUAAUUCAACCCAAUAGUUUGGUUGGGAAUAACCCAACAUUGAGUUAUCAUAAAUAUAGUUUUGGGUUAAAUAAUUUAACCCAAUAAUUUUGUUAGGAAUAACCCAACAUUAAAUUAUCAUAACUUAACUUUUGGGUUAAAUAAUUCAACGCAAUAGUUUGGUUGGGAAUAACCCAACAUUGAGUUAUCAUAAAUAUAGUUUUGGGUUAAAUAAUUUAACCCAAUAGUUUUGUUGGGAAUAACCCAACAUUAAGUUAUCAUAAAUCAACUUUUGGGUUAAAUGAUUCGACGCAAUGGUUUGGUUGGGAAUAACCCAACAUUAAAUUAUCAUAAAUCAUUUUCUGGGUUAAGUAAUUCAGCCCAAUAGUUGGUUUGGGAGUAACCCAACAUUAAGUUAUCAUAAAUCAACCUUUGGGUUAAAAAAUUCAACCCAAUACUUUGGUUGAGAACAACCCAACUUUAGGUUAUUAUAAAUUAACUUUUGGGUUAAAUAAUUCAACCCAAUAGUUUGGUUGGGAAUAACCCAACAUUGAGUUAUCAUAAAUAUAGUUUUGGGUUAAAUAAUUUAACCCAAUAAUUUUGUUAGGAAUAACCCAACAUUAAGUUAUCACAAAUCAACUUUCUGGUUUAAUAAUUCAGCCUAAUAGUUUGGUUGGGAAUAACCCAACAUUAAGUUAUCAUAAAUCAAAAUUUGGGUUAAAUGUUUCAACCCAAUAGUUUGGUUAGGAAUAACCCAACAUCGAGUUAUCAUAACUAUAGUUUUGGGUUAAAUGUUUCAACCCAAUUGUUUGGUUGGGAAUAACCCAACAUUAAGUUAUCAUAAAUCAACUUUUUGGUUAAAUAAUUCAACGCAAAAGUUUGGUUGAAAAAAAUCAACCCAAAAUGUCGAGUCAAAAUAACUCAAGUAAGGGGUUCGUCCUUUUCUGAACUAGCGGUUGGGUUAAAAUUGGGUUAUUUUUUAACCCAACAUUUUUUAGUGUGUGUGUUCAGUAAUAAAAAAUGUAACUCAGAGAUGAAUCUGUGAACCUUAAAUAAAGGAAUUAUUGAUACAGCAGAAUUAGACAUAAAAUUAAAUGCAGUAUAUCCAGUAUUUUGUGAAAAAAAAAAAAAAAUCGCUUAAAUGUGCAUAUGAAACAUGGCAGGCCAGUCACAA